Hyalella azteca is the source of this 1991-nucleotide messenger RNA. Its product is annotated as GDP-fucose protein O-fucosyltransferase 1. Bases 218 to 1360 code for a protein of 380 amino acids. The transcript has 7 exons. Gene Ontology annotation, molecular function: peptide-O-fucosyltransferase activity. Gene Ontology annotation, biological process: Notch signaling pathway; protein O-linked glycosylation via fucose. NCBI's taxonomy places the organism in Eukaryota, Metazoa, Arthropoda, Malacostraca, Amphipoda, Hyalellidae. The record is from RefSeq and is a predicted model, not a curated record.
UGUGGAAGCCGAACAAUUUUUUUGUGAAGUUAGCGAUAGAUAGGGAAUGUAAACAAAGUCUAACAGCUGAUUGGCUCAUAAUGUAAACAAAGUCUAACAGCCUGAUUGGCUCAUAGCCUCGUAACCGGCGCGGGUUUUUAGAAAUUUAUUGGGUACCAAUGGACGAGAUGACACAUUCUCUAACAGUAUAAUUGAAAAGUAUAUAUUAAAUCCAGAAAUGGCCAACAAUAGACCGUUGAUUUUUGCAUUGGUAAUAUUAUCUUAUGUAACCGCUUUAGAAAUUGACAAAAAUGGUUACAUUUUAUAUUGCCCUUGCAUGGGUCGAUUUGGCAACCAGGCUGACCAUUUUCUUGGCGUUCUAGCAUUUUCAAAAGGACUGGACCGAACAUUAGUGCUGCCUCCUUGGGUGGAGUAUCAGUAUGGAAGACCAACUUCAAUUCAAGUUCCUUUCAAGAAUUAUUUCCAAGUGUCCCCACUGGAGGAGUACCACCGGGUGAUGACCAUGGAAGACUUCAUGCAGGACAUUGCUCCAGCUGUGUGGCCUGAGGAAGCCAGAACAGUUUUGUGCUACAUGCCAAGGUUUGGAUCUGAAGACUGCAACGCUAAGGAAGGAAGUCCAUUUGGGCCAUUCUGGGACACCUUUGAUGUAAACUUUGUUAAUUCAUCUUUUUACCGUCCAUUAACGUACGACGUUCACCACGGCAGCACUGUUCUGGAUUGGGCCAAAAAUUAUCCUCCCCAUGAAUGGCCUGUGUUAGCGUUCACGGGAGCACCUGCUUCGUUCCCGGUCCAGAAGCAGAACCGAGCCCUGCAGGAGUACCUUGUCUGGAGCGACGACAUUGAUGCCAAGGCUCAGAACGUAAUCGACAGUUUCCCCAGAGGUCCUUUUGUCGGCAUUCACUUGAGAAACGGAGUAGACUGGGAGCGUGCAUGCGAACACGUGGAGCAGAGCCCCAACCUGUUCGCUGCUCCCCAGUGCCUUGGCUACCUCAACGAGCGAGGCCGCGCCACGCACGAGCUCUGCCUGCCGUCCUUCUCUACCAUCGUCAAGCAAAUCAAACGAGCUAUUAAAAAAGUUAAUGCGUCCAUCAUCUUCGUGGCCUCGGACCACGACCACAUGAUGGACCAGCUCACUGAAGCCUUCAGCAAGCUCAAGGUAAAAGUUCUGCACAGCGAUGGUGCUGGUCCACACGUUGAUCUCGCAGUACUGGGCAGAGCCAAUCAUUUCAUUGGCAACUGCAUUUCAUCCUUCAGUGCGUUCGUGGUCAGGGAGAGGGACGUACAUGGAUUGCCCUACUCUUUCUGGGCCUUUCCAUUGAAAAAAUCUGCUAAGGCCUCUAGCCUACACCAGGAAUUAUGAUUCUUUACCUAUUCCAUCUCACAAAUGUACCAUACAAAAAUUUUCACUGUGGCUUUCCAAAGCAUUAUUUAUUAUAUUUAGAGCUAAUCAGAGUUUUCAUCAUUGAUCUUUUUACUCUAAUAUGCUUCAAUUGUACAAUUCCAUCUCAGAAUUUCUUAUACAUUCUUGUAUAUAGCGUCAAAAAAAUGUUUUUGUGCUCUGUUCAUGCUAGACUAGAUUUUUAAAUCGGAUGAUAAGAAAGUCGUUCGGUGCUGUCGAGGUCCUUAUAUACGAUUUGUACAUUUCUAUUGAUCAAUCUUGCAAAAGUAUUUAUUGUUGUGACUUUGAACGAAUUUUUUUUCAGGCUUCUUAUUACAAGUUAUAGUUUUGUGUUUGUUCUCGUCAAUAUUUUUGCUAAUGCUCGUUUCUGAACAUGCUUAACAAGGACCCUUGUGCUCAUAAUAAUUUUUUGUGUAUUUUAAAAAUACUGCAAUACUGAGCAUUUAUUGAGUUUGACAAAUUAAAACGACAAUGGUCCUAUUUGAUUUUUAAAUGCAUAAAAUUUUCUUGUUUUUCGUGCAAUUUCACGCUAAUUCUUGUGUAAAAAUAAGGAAUUAAAAUAAUUUGGUAACAUUAUUCCAUUAUAUUGAUA